GUCAGCGCCCCUGGCCUGGCUUCCGCGGCCUCCCCCGGACCACCUGGUCUGCACCCGAGUUUCCAUCGCAGGAGAAUGAAACAUGACUGAGGAUUCUCAGAGAAACUUUCGUUCAGUAUAUUAUGAGAAAGUGGGUUUUCGUGGAGUUGAAGAAAAGAAAUCAUUAGAAAUUCUCCUAAAAGAUGACCGUUUGGAUAUUGAGAAACUUUGUACUUUUAGUCAAAGGUUUCCUCUCCCGUCUAUGUACCGUGCAUUGGUAUGGAAGGUGCUUCUAGGGAUCCUGCCUCCACACCAUGAGUCACACACCCAGGUGAUGCUGUAUCGUAAGGGGCAGUACUCGGAUGUCCUUCAUGCCCUGAAAGUCGUUCGCUUUGUCAGUGAUGCCACACCUCAGGUUGAAGUCUAUCUCCGCAUGUAUCAGCUGGAGUCUGGAAAGUUGCCUCGAAGUCCCUCCUUCCCACUGAAGCCAGAAGAUGAAGUGUUUCUUGCCAUUGCUAAGGCCAUGGAAGAGAUGGUGGAAGAUAGUGUCGACUGUUACUGGAUCACCCGAUGCUUUGUGAACCAGUUAAACAACAAGUACCGGGACUCCUUACCCCAGCUGCCAAAGGCUUUUGAACAGUACUUGAAUCUGGAGGAUAGCAGGCUACUGAGUCACCUGAAGAUGUGUUCUGCAGUGUCCAGACUGCCUUACGAUCUCUGGUUCAAGAGGUGCUUCGCCGGGUGCUUGCCCGAAUCCAGUUUACAGAGGGUUUGGGAUAAAGUUGUAAGUGGAUCCUGUAAGAUCCUAGUUUUUGUAGCAGUGGAAAUUUUAUUAACCUUUAAACUAAAAGUAAUGGCACUGAACAAUUCAGAGAAGAUAACAAAGUUUCUGGAAAACAUUCCCCAGGACAGCUCAGAUGCAAUUGUGAGCAAGGCCAUCGACUUGUGGCACAAACACUGUGGGACCCCAGUACAUUCAGCCUGAAUGCCGUGGACAGCCCGCCGGGCCUGCACUAAGUGUUCUUUGUGGGAUGGUCUAAGCCGAUUGAAACAGGAUUCUUGCUUUGUG
Myotis brandtii (Brandt's bat) is the source of this 1048-nucleotide messenger RNA. RefSeq names its product TBC1 domain family, member 7 (gene TBC1D7). The transcript is spliced from 8 exons. Bases 83 to 964 code for a protein of 293 amino acids. Gene Ontology annotation, molecular function: GTPase activator activity. NCBI's taxonomy places the organism in Eukaryota, Metazoa, Chordata, Mammalia, Chiroptera, Vespertilionidae. Gene Ontology annotation, biological process: negative regulation of TOR signaling; activation of GTPase activity. The record is from RefSeq and is a predicted model, not a curated record.